Molecule: messenger RNA, 25348 nt
Organism: Porites lobata
Lineage: Eukaryota; Metazoa; Cnidaria; Anthozoa; Scleractinia; Poritidae
Source: the annotation of a GenBank genome assembly
AUGAAUCACACAAAGCGUAUGGUUCUCGUGCCCGAGAACACCUUGGAAAGAUUACAGCAGCGCCAGCAGAUUUUAACCCCACCCGUCACACAAACUCUGAGAAACUUGGAUAGUGAAAUGACCGAUAUUUUAUCCAGUAAAGAACUUGAUGAUGAACAAAAAGCUAGGCUUUACAAUCAAGUGUUGCAGCGGUACUUGACUUAUUACGAUCAGCGAAAAGGUCAACCUCUUCAUGUGAAAAUAUCAACUCCCAAAGCAGUAGAAACACCUAAACCAGAAGAAAAUGAACAACCUUCGGAAGAACCUGUCCCGGAAAAAUUCACUUCAUCAGCCGUAGAGGCAGAGGUCAUGAGAAGUGUACCCAAAAUUUACAAAGCCGGGGCUAGACAAUUGUUGGAUAAAAUUAAGGAGCAUCAAGAUGUAUUGCAUUGGAAUGAUAAAGGAGAGCUUUUGUAUGAAACCAAACCCAUUCCAGGUUCUCAUCUGGUGGACCUAGUCAAUCAGUGAAAGAUUCCGGCAAUUCUACUUUUUUACAAAAAGGUCAACUCUGCUAGUUAAAAACAGCAGAAAAACUAAGUUUCUGCAUUCAUUUUCCGUGGAACAAAAUGCAAAAUUGUUACCUUUUUUGUCUAUGCUAGUCGUUUAAGUUAAAAGUUAUGAAAAGGUACCUUUUUUUGAAAAAGAAGUCAGGUAUUUUCAGCUUUCGAGUGAAUGAUAUUUUGACGUCAAUAUUGUCCGCUCUUCAUCCAUUUCUCACUUUACCAUACGAUGUUUUAAAGCGCAAAAGAGGUACCUUUUUCUCGGUUUCAAGCGAUCUCAUGAAAGGCACAAAAAGGUACCUUUUUUGCAGUUGGAAGCGAUGUUCUCAAAAGCGCGAAAAAGGUACCCUUUUUGGCAGUUGGAAGUGAUGUUCUCAAAAACGGUACCUUUCAUAGUGUUUUCAAGCCACGGGAAGCCAUUUAGAAUCCUACUGAUUGACAGAUGUCAACAGUUUGGUGUCAUUUUUAUGAAUUUUUGUCUGAAUUUACUAAUCCACUAGUCAAGAGAUAAAUAUUCCCUGUUUAUUGGCCAAGUUUGAAACCGGUUGCUGAGCUUGACACUGUAACAUGUACAGUGUCAGGUCGUAGUUUUAAAAUCUAUCCCCCUUGCUUGAUUUUGGCAUGGGUGUGAGCCUUCUUGCUCAGUGUCGGAGUAGAGCUGGAAGCAUUGUCACUGGUUCAGUGGUUAUCAAUGAAUGACAGGUGUCAGUUAUAAGUAACCUGAAGAGAAGCCGGGCCAGUCUCUUGUGUAUUUAAAAUGCUUUUUUGUUUCCUCGCUAAAAUGCUGUACCUUAAUGCUCUAUUUUCUCGAAUAACAUGCUCACCCUAAGAAAGUUCACUAAAAUGCGCGAUGAUGCGAUGAUUAUACGUGUUAAAAUAACAAGAAUGUAUGUUAAUGGAUUUAAUACACCAAAAGACAAUUGUCUACACAGUGGCACUUGAAUUUUUUUUAUUUUGACUCCUGAGAGUUUAUUUUCUAUUUGAAAAUUUCUAAUUUUCAUUUUCUGUGAAAAAAAAAAUUCCGGGAAGUUCCACCAAAGUUCUCGAAAAAAAGGCUGGCUUACUGUACAAAAGUCUAAGAAGAGGAAAGUUGUUCAGGCUUACUCUUAGUAUUUAGUUAGGGGGUGUCAGAGGUACAUGUACGGUGGCAUUUUUACUGUUAAUGGCUUUAUUUCAGCCUGUAGCUCAAAAAGCACCUGAAGUUAAAUCAUUUAUAUAAUUUAUAUCAUAGCAAAGAAAAAUAACCCCAAGACUGAAGUCUCUAAUUUAAUAACCUUUCUGGGGUGAAAAACAUCACCCAGGAAACAAGACAGUUAUAUUAAAAUGACCCGCUCGGAACUCGCUUAGUUUAGACUUAAUGGAAAAUGAAUACCUUUGCUUUACAUGUAGGACUUCUUUCCGGUUAAAGUGUUUGCUCACGCUUAAAAUUGCGCUUGCUGAGCUUCUAAAGUACCAGAAGUUGUUACUAACAUUUUCGGGAGCCAUUUUAUCCAUUUGGCUGGUGACUAGUAUUUUCGGAUUUCUUCUAGUUUCUCGCUUUUGAUCGUGGCUUAAAGAAGCGAGCAAAAAUUUCUUGCUCCGCUAAUUCCCCUUGUAGAUCAUUUCAAUUUUAACAGGAUCACCUAGAAUCCCCUAAAAAAAGUCUGUGCAUCAUUCAUUGAAGCUCAAGGGGUGCCAACGGAUGACAUAUGUCAAUCAGUAGCAUUUUGAAUGGCUUCCCAAAAGUUUGAAAACACUAUUUUAUAUUUUUAAAAAGGUACGUUUUUCGCACUUUUAACAACAUCACUUCCAACUGCAAAAAAGGUACCUUUUUCGCGCUUUUGAGAGCAUCGCUUCCAACUGCAAAAAAGGUACCUUUUUGUGGCUUUCAUGAGAUCGCUUGAAAGCGACAAAAAGGUACCUUUUUCGCGCUUUAAAUCAUCGUUUGGUAAAGUGAGAAAUGGAUGAAAAGUGGACAAUAUUGACGUUAAAAUAUUUUCACCCGAAAGCUUAAAAUACCCGCCUUUUUUUUCUUAAAAGGUACCUUUUUUUAACUUUUCACCUGAUCGACUAGCAUUAACAAAAAAGGUUUCAAUUUUGCAUGUUGUUCUAUGAAAAAGAAAUGCAGAAAGUUAAUUUUUCUGCUCUUUUCAAGUAGCAGAGUUGAUCUUUUUCUAAAAAAGCAGAAUUGCCGGAACCUUUCACUGAUUCUAGUCAACGACACAUGGCGCCACCGCAAAGGAUUUGAACCAGUAGGAUGGUCGGUGUUUGCGAGGGGUCUGGCCCGAAUGAAUGUCCCGGAAAAUCUAGUGCGUAAUAGUAGUAUACAUGGCUACCCUAGGUCCUAACCAAUCAGAGCGCAGCAAAUUUCGUCUCGACCAAUAAGAAUCGCGCAUUUAGGUCAGGUGACUUUUUGACGUCACAACCCCAUUGUUUUAACCCACGUGACCCCCUAGGAAUAAAGAACACACGCACACAAAUAGUUGAAUCUGCAUGCUUAGCAUAGUUUUAAUGAGAAGAGCCUAGUAGUUGAACGCAUGCGCAAUGGGGUCCAAGCGUUUACCCUGCGCAGUCACGUGAAUGAGAUCGUAGGCACAUGCGCAGACCGCCAAACGACUCCCCAGGUCCCCCGCAUGCCAGUGAGCCUAUUUCCGCGUAGACCUACUGCGCAUGCGCAAGUCACAAAAAGUGGUCCCAGACCCCUCGCAUCCCCAAAGUCAAGAAAAACACACAAGAUUUUAGAUCCACACAUGAUUUUUAAUGGACGAGUCACGAGUGAGCCUAGUUACAUGCGGGACGUGUGUGACGCCCGAGUGACGUCAUGCCCAUUUUUUUUGCAUUAAUAGAUAGAAUGAACAUAAGCUAUUUGCUUCUUAGAGGAAGAAGUCAUGAGCGUUGGAUGAGGCCAUUUGAUAUAAUGGUUGUAACCUGUGUAUGACCAUGGUUUGAUGAAAGGCAAUUUGAUCGUGGCCAAAGUGACUGAAACAAAUUAAAUGGAGGGGUGGUUAGAUCCAAGAAGCAAACUGGAUGAGAUACAGUCGACCAUUGGCACGCACAAGACGGUGGUUUAUGGUCCAAUGAUUGACUGAAAAAAAACAGACCUUCAUUACAAACGGGACGUGUGUGACGCCCUAGUGGUGUCACGCCCUUGAAAUGUUUUUUUACUAUAAUAUUCUAUUAAAAUCCAGUCUUGAUUAUAAUCAAAAUGGUCUAGGAUCCAAUGACAUUCUAAUAAAAAAUCAAUAUCUUAGUUUGAGUAUCCAGGAACCAAUAACAUACUAAUGAAAGAAAAAAAAUCAACGUUUGAGUUUGAACAAAUGGAGUAAGCUGGACCAUCCUUGAUGAUUGACAAUACAGAGUUUAUGAGGGAUGGGCCAGCUUCGAAAAAUCAUGAUAUCUUGUAUAAUCCAAUGAGAAUCUAAUGAAAGGAAAAUGAAAAAUGAACAUUCAACAGGGGUGGCGCCACCAUGCAGACCUCCCCCUGCCGAAUGUUCAGAAUUCCCAUCCUGUGCUUUCUAAGAUAUAACAUCCCCAACAGGGUUCAGAGAGGACGGACACGUGCCGUGAAUAGGUCCAACAAUCAUUGCACGUGAAAUACAAUUGUCUUCCCGGUCCGAACCUCGUGUACCUGGUGUGUUUCAGGAUUAUCUGGGUAGUGGCUGAAAAAGGGAAGGGAGGUAAAUAGCUCGUAUGACAAAACGAGACUCUGAAAACGAAAAAGAAAAAAAAACAGGUUUUCAAGGACGGGGUGGAUAACCCAUGCCUUGCAACAUCUCACACCAAUAACAGGGCACGUGUAAAUCUUGCACGCGACGAAAAUUCAAAAAACAACGACAACAAAGUAAUUUGAGGGGUCUUGGAUACGGCGGAAGAGGGACCCCUGGUCCAGUGUACCACUGUACGAUACUACCACAAAAACACCAGGCCGCGGAAGUGCCAUGAACCCUGUGGGUGCUGAGAAUAGUAUGCGAAUCUAUGAAAAAAAUUAAUAAUAAUAUUUUGUCUUCAUGAGUAAGAAAACAAGGCGGUCUAGGAAGAAGCAACUGUUGUAGAUGUGGGUAUGUGUCUCUAAAAUUUUGAAAAAAAUCAAUAAUAAUAAAUGUCUUUCAUGUCUGUUCCAAGUAAAAAAGCCACGGGGUCUCGGAACCAGCGACUGUUCUGGAGGCGGGUACGGGUCUCUAAAAAGCAGUAUUAUUACAGAAUUGACUGAAUUGUUGAACACAAUGAAUAUGGCAUCGAUGUUGCAAAGGAAGGAUCCACCCCCAUUGGUCAAUGACCUCAAUCACAUCUGAAAUAUGUCAUGAAGUUGAAUUACACAUUGGACCGUACUAUAUUGACAUCUUAAUUGAAGGGGUCGAACCCAUCCUCCAUAUUGUUUUAGUGUGAAAUGAAAACCUACAAAGAGGUGAAAAAUGAACGAGUCAGGAUUCGGAAAAAAUGGGAGUGUAAAAAGUGCACACUCGGAAUCCAUUGCAAAUGAUCACGUAACAGGCAAUGUGUGCCUGUGAAAAAAAAAAAAAAUGAACUGAAAUUAAUCCUCUAAAAACCCUAGAUCUGCCAAAUCGGGUUCACCCACAUCACCCUGUCUCCGGAGAAACGUAUUAAUUCGGAACGUCAUACGUAACGGAAAAUCGUCCCAAUCCCGAUGGUUAGGGUCCCCACUCUGUACAUAGUCUACAAUUUCAUCUUCGGUGAGGGUCCCCUCCCAGUUGCCAGCAAUCACAUCAUCCAUGCGAAACCCAUCCAUCAUUCGCUCGCAAUGGUUACAGACUCCGCCAUGGGUGGGAUGAGCGAUCCAUUGGUAUAUGUGGCACACAGGCUGAUUUUCCACAUAUUCCCAUGAAUCUAACAAACAAAAAAUCAACACGAACAGGUUGGAACCCAGAACCGCGCGGCCCAAUUGAGUCGGGCACGUCGAGGGCAAAGACAUAAGUGAACAGGCCACAAUACGGUGCGUAGGAACUCGAACCCCUUGAAUACCUCUAUGAAAAAUCAAAAAAAAGGUAUAAGGAAAAAAGAGGGACCCACACCCCGAAAAAAAAUGAAAGCUGUAAAACUCACCAGCCAUACGACGUCGAUGCACCUCGUGAUCCAAUUUCCGGGCAAUCGGGUGGUCCCACGGGAACGUCUUGGCCCAAUCCCGCAACUCUUCAUGCGUACAUCUGCGAAACAGCGCACGGAACAACUCGUGGCCCAUGGGCAGAUGGUGGAGAACCUUCAACAUCUCUAUCAGCAUGGCGAUGGGCACCGUGAAUAACACAAUCGAUUGUAAAGAGCUCACCAUCUUGAAUAGCUUGACGGAUCAAACUGGAAUGAGCUCACACAGAGCGCGCAACGUGAUUUACAGACUUGAUGAGAGACACUGAUUGGUGGAGAGACAUCACGUGAGGGCGUUUGAUCACGAGAGGAGACUCUAGGGGGUACCCCCCAUGGGUACACUUUUUUGGGUGAGACUCCAAGGCCUGGUACGAAUGAGUGAUUGGUCCAAGGAACAGAUAACUAAGGCAGACUAGAGUGGAGAGAGUCCAUUCCAUGCUUGGCCACUGUCAUCAUGGACUGCCGAGGGUUGGUCGACCCCAGGAAUAAACCGUUUGGCAACGUGCUCCCGUUGGAAGUGCAAGUGAAGAUCAUGUUUUGGGUGGAGUGUUUUUACACGAUGGACAAACGCAAAAAAGUGGUGCGAGAGUUCAAGGGGUUGCCCAAAUGCGCCAUGACAGGGUAUCCCAAGCACCUAGGCGAGGGCCUGACUUGGAACCAAGUGAUCGUGCGAAUGCAUGCUCCCAGGACCAAUGGGUGCCACCAUUGCCAUCGCAUGUCGGAUCACCGGAUGUCGGUGAGUGAUUUUGUUUUUUUUGCCUUCUUCUUCUUUUCAUGACCUUGACACUAACAAAACAUUUUUUUUUGUCUGGUUUUAGGUUGGCAUGAUGGCGGAGAUGGCCCGUGUCCCUCCCAAUCUGGAUAGGUUGAUGAACGAGGGCAUUGCCUUUGUCAUUAGGCAAUUCGCCCAUCGGAUUCCCGAGACACCCUUGGGUGAGCGUCCCGUCAUGAUUGGCCGGAGAAAGUCCUCGUACAAUACCAUAGACAAAGUCAUGACGAGACUGGAUUUGAUUCAUAAAGUGAUGGCUGCCAUGGAUUUUGUUAUCAUUGAUGUGAAAUAAAAACACGUGAUUUGUUCUAUGAAACAGUGUUUGUUUAUUGACGUUUAAAUAAAGCAUCCAGGGUGGGAUAGAGGACAGGGUCUUCUUCUCGGGUGCCGAUAAUGGCGGUCUUGUCUUGGAGGGUGGGUAAAGCGAUUUGUUCCUCGGUCAUGCCCUCACAGACUUGAUACUCUUGGGAGGUGGGAUUCCACCAAUACCAUUGUUCUUUAUCCACAUCGAAUACAUAGAGGGGUUUGCCUAAAAGCUGGGCCAUGAUCACACCCCAGCCUGUACCUCCCAACAAAUGCUUGCCAUAUUCAUCAAAAUGACCCAACGCGAGAACGAGGGACGCCGGCUGAAUGACGUAAUAAUUGCGUUGAAUGUACUGGAGGCUGAUAGGAUGAUGAAUUCGUCGACCCAAUCGAAAUGCCACCUGGGUGACGGUCGGUGUGGCCGCAUCCAACUGGGAUUGAGUCAAGGGCGUGAGGGACUUGGAUCGAGGGUGACAGGGUGGGAUAAAGACCACACAGGUAUGACCAUACAAGUGACAUAAUCGCUCCACAUGUGUGUCCACCCCUUUAGCUCCUCCGGUGUAAAUAGUCAAAGGCAUACUCUGUGAAAAAAAAAAAAAAAAAAGUCAGUGUUUAUGACGAGGGUGUUUAUGACGAGGGAUAGGCGUCCAAGCCCACAUGGUAUGUGGUUCAUCAUCGGCGUACAUCAGGGGCACAUCCCAUUCCCGUUGGGUCACGGUUUGUUCAAAGACACGUAAGACGCUACGACAAUCAUCGCAAUCCUCCGGGAUCCAAUCCAGUCCUUGACCAUUAGCAAACGCCUGGUCUUUGGCUUCGAUACAAAAGUUGCAUAACAGUUCGUCUAAUAAUCGAUCACACCGUUUUUGCCACAAUACGCGUUGGGCGUUGACUUGCGAAAGGGUGGGUAGGACAUGGGUCUGGCGACGUAACCAUCCACUCAUUUGACAGACCCGCACAUGCGCGCAAUGAUCAUGCCAGAUACCACUCCCACGGGCUCCAUGAGAAUGAUCCUCACACCAAUUGCGACCAUGAUCGUGGUGAGCCAUGACAUUGGCGGUGGCAAUAGGGAGAUUGGCCAAGUCCCCACACCCCUGCCCUUCCAAGACCACGAGAGGGUAAGCAAACGGGGGCUCUUGCAACAUUUUAGCCAGGCCGUUGAACGUGUGAACCCCGAUCCGAUUCCGCUGGGGGGUGAGAUGCUGUUGACACCAACGGGUGAUAUCGUCUCGCAUUUGAUCGUAGGGAUGAAAGUCUUGGCGAUUGUACGCUGUGUAGGGUUCGAAGGGCAAGCCAUGCACGGUCUGGGUCUGACGAUCCACUCGGGUUCGGGCCUCCUCGGAUAAUUGAUGGUACGGUAACAGGUAACAGGUAUUUGGUAACAGGUAUUUGAACAAUCCAUGAUGAUGCCCCGUCCAAUCACAAAAAGCCAGUUCUCGAAUGAUAUACUCGUCGCGGGAGAGGGCAAACCCCUGACUGAACACCAAAAGACCCACUUCAUGGAGCGCCAUGCUUACCGUGUCAAUGAGAUCGCGACGAAUGAGAGGGGUCGUUGACUCAUCCCUGGUUUUAUAACCCCUAGGAUGGUGUCUGAUUGGUGGAGACCAAGAUCAUACGAUCAUCACAAGAGGACAGGACGAGUCCGGAUUGGUGGAACAAAGAUCGUAUGAGUAUCACGAGUGGCGUCACGAGACGUAGGAGGAGGGGUUAUAAAAGGCUGGGUAGACGCUCCCUUGAAGUCAUUCGUCAAGUGGAGAAGAUGGAUCGUCAAGCCACUCAACCUGUAGCCGUGCCGUCGGGACGCAAACGACGUCGCGUCAGUAAGAAACAAAAACAAGAAGAGGAGAAAGCCCAAGCGCGAGCUGCACAGAUGAAAGCGGAUCAUGAUCAGGAGAUGGCCGAGCUUGGGUUGUCCCGAGCUGAACUCCUAGAGAUGAAAGCCAAACAACCCCCGACUAGUGAACUGGUGAUGGCUCUCAACGCCUUGCCUAAAGCCGACGACCCACGGCCACCCCCUACACCCUCGCCCAUCGACGACCUGAUAGAGGGCACCCUGAAAGACUAUAAGGAAGAAUGUGUAGAGGAAGGGACGUUUCAUUCAGAUCCCGCGACAGAAGUGGGGGAAUGGGAAAUCCUGGACAUGGACACCCAGUUCAACCAACUCCUGUAUGAAGCCUGCCCGUUUCAUCCCCAUCGAUUCCUGGAAUGCGUCAACCCCCAAGCCCAAUUUGGUCCCUUGAGGUUCAAGUGUCCCCAACUAGGGUGUCCGGUCUAUUUGUUUGAAGACACGCGAGAGGUGAUGAUGGAGAAAUUGAAAGAAGACACGCAUCCUCAAGUCCAUGCUCGUUUGAAACACGGAGAACUCAAGUGCAAAUGUGGGUUGGUUCCCAAGAUGAAAUUGAGUCGCACCACCAAGAACUACAACAAAGUGUUUUUCAGUUGUGGGAGCUUUCUUACCCAUGCCAAACCCUGUGGCUACUUUCAAUGGCUCCAUGGCCCCUUGUGGUGUCCCCGAGAGCAAGCGCAACCUACCCUGAGACGAUGGGUCAAGGAGUCUCUACCUCUUCUGAAAGGUCCAGAAAAAGAGAGACCCUGGGGAAUGCACGCUGUAGAGAUGCGUUAUGGUGAGAGGCCAAACCCCGAGAUAGAAAAGCUAAAGCAUGAUCCAUGGUUGAAACAGUUUGGCGAGUCUGUUCAAGCCCAGGAGCGAGAAUUUGAGAAAAGGCGCCAUUUACAUAAGAACUUUGGGAGCUCGUGCUUGUUUUGAACAUGUAGGUGUUUGUGAAAAAAACUAUUAAAGACAGAAUUGGACUCAGAAUGUGUGUCAGUGUCUUGAUGUCGUUGCCACGCGCUUACGAAGAUCCCCAAGCCCCUGGGGCCUUGGGUGGGGUCCAACCCUUUGCCCGAGCCCACAAAUUGAAAACCCCACAAGCGCAACAGAUUCUUCAAUCCGUGUUGAGCUAUACGCUCCACAAACCCCGACGGACCCGGUUUCCCACCACCCCCACCUUGGUCUUUGGCCGCGACGAACAAUGGCAGAUGGAUUUAGUGGACAUGCAAAAACUCAGUCGGUGGAACCAAGGCCACAAAUAUUUGUUAACGGUCAUCGACGUCUUGUCCAAGUAUGCCUGGGCCGUCCCCAUCAAAUCCAAGAGUGCCGCCAACAUGAUCCGAGGGUUGGACGCGAUACGUCGACGGGCCUCGCCACGACGACCCCUCCGGGUACAAACGGAUCAAGGCCAAGAAUUUUUGAAUCGAAAGGUCCAAGCCUGGUUCAAGAAACACGAUUGGCAUCAUUUUUACACGUAUGGGGAUAGCAAAGCCUCGGUGGUGGAACGAUGGCAUCUCACCUUGAAACGACGCAUGUACCGGUAUUUCACUGCGCACAAUACGUUACGGUACGUGGACGUCUUACAACCCUUGAUCUAUACCUACAAUCACGCCUAUCAUCGCAGUAUUGGGAUGGCGCCGCAUCAAGUCACCUUUCGAAACGAGUCCGAGGUAUGGGAUCGACUCUAUGGAACCCGAUUGAAGCCCAAGAUCCCCCCACCCAAAUGUCGCGUGGGCGAUCGGGUGCGUCUCAACAAGAAACAUCGUCCCUUCAAAAAAGGGUAUUUACCGGGCUGGACGGAAGAAGUGUUUGUGGUCACACAUGUGCGUCGUCAUCCCGUGGUCACCUAUCAGCUCAGUGAAUGGGACGGCACCCCUAUAAAAGGCACGUUUUACGAACCCGAUGUGCAAAAAGUCCAAGUAUCAGACGAUUCAUUGUUUCGAAUCGAAAAAGUCUUGAAACGGAAAGGACGUCAGAUCUUGGUCCGGUGGAAAGGGUGGCCGGCCAAGUACGAUAGUUGGAUUCCUGCGCAACAUGGUCCGCGUCAAACGAACGCCUCGAAAAAGAAAAAAGCGGGUGCAGUUUCUCGAUGAUGUCACACCUACCACGGACGCGGACAUUAUGAACUUCAUCCAGAACAAAGCCGCGGAACAACGGCAAACCCAACCGUGGUGGGACAAGUUGGCUAGCCCCACCAAACAACAAUGGGCCUACGCCAAUGCUUACCAUCGAGCCGAGGAGUAUGCCAAGCAACGAGGGGCUCUACGGUCCCCACCCAAGAAAAAACAACAACAACGUCGACGCGCUGGUCGUCAUCCACCCAUGCGCAAGAAGAAACCCCCUAAACCCAAGACCUGCAUGACCCUGAUGGAACUGGCCCGGGCCUUUCCCAACAUUGCCCAGCAAGUGUGUUUUCAUCCUAAACAAUCGACCUUCAAUUCAGUGGUGGGACGCGUCCCUCGCAGUAAACACAAAGUGGCGACUUGGCUAUAAAAGGACCCUGCACCCUGGGGGACGUGCCCCUUUUUCCUCAUGAUGAGUGAGAUUAAACGUUUGACGCUCAUCAGUGAUCCAACCGACGAGUUUCCCAACAAUGCCAACAACAGUUUCAAGGUCCGUCUGCCCGAACGUGUGAACUUACCAGGCGAAGGCUGGCAUGCCUCGUUGAUGUCCCUGACCGUCCCGGAUCAAGGCCAAAGCAAUGCCAUCAUCGCCGCGGAUCCACAUACCAAAGUGGUGCGAUACACCUAUCCGCAAAUAGUGCGUCUGUGGACAGACACGGGCGACCCAACCACGUCAGGGUAUUUGAGCGUGAAUUCCCCCAAGGUGACCGGCAUGAUCGAAUUGGAAGAUGUCAUGAAUCCAACUCAAAUCGUGGCGACAGGGAGUCAGUUUUGGCAACGCGUGAUGCAAACCAUGCAUAACUUCAUCAUGUACACGGUAAUGAAAGAUCAAUGGAGCGAACUGAUCAAGAAUCGCGACCGAAAACCCAUUGUGUUUGUCAAAAAACACGGCAUCCCCCGACUGAGGUGGACAGGGGAGAGUCUGGUGAUUGAUGCGAUUCCCAAAGAGGAAUUGUUGAACUCGAACCAAAUCAACAUGGUGGAAUUUUACAUCAACGUGGACAUUGCACUCAAGUUUGGCUUGCUGCGCCUAAAGACGGGCAAGACUGGAAGCAACCAGAGCGAUUAUCUGCUGGGGCCAAAUAUGCAAUAUUCUCUCCCCGUCAAGACCUAUGAUGAGACCACAGGCCCCGUCGGGAGUCGAUAUCGAACCUAUUACAAUUGGGAAGGGGAGGUGUACGAGGGCGUCAACUUUACCAGCCGAGCCUUUUUCAUCGUGACAGAGGACAAUGUGAAGUGGGUGAGAUUGCACCAGGCGUUUGAAUGGCGGUUGAAUAACCUAGAUGCCUCGUUUGAAAAGAUCGUGGGGACUCGUCGACGGACCGUCAUGGUCUAUUCGGAUCUGGUCGAAUCCACCGUGGUGGGCAGUGGCAAGUAUCCCCUGUUACGGGAAGUGCAAUUGUUGAGAACCGGCGAUGGGGAAAGUACGGCCGAACCCCUGCACCACCAAUGGAUCAAACUCCGAGGAAAUCAAUUGGAUAUCUUGGAAGUGGAGAUUGCCAGUACCGCUGGACCCCUGGCCCCUUUACCCCCGGGCAAAACCCUGGUCACCAUUGGUCUCAAAAAGCUAUAAAAAGUCACCCCAACAUCACGUGGGUCCAAAAAGCACCACGACGUGAACCAUGCGCGGAGGCAGUUUAACGCGGUACCAUACGCCCGUGCUCACUAAGCAAGAGGGCAAAGGCUUGGCCGAAGACUUGAUCAAACUGGCAGGACCCCUGAUCGUGCAACAAGCUCAAGCGGGACUGCAAGAUAUUCAACGUGGCAAGAGUGCCGCGGACACCUGGGCCGAUCGAAGUGCCCAACUCAGCCAUGGCUUGGACGACUGGCAAACACAAGGUUAAACGGACCGCUCAAAAUACCUAUAAAAGAGCCACGCAACGCGUACGGGAUAUCUUUGGACUGUGAAAAAAUGGUACGUGUAGGAGGCUUUCUCAAAUCGCAAAAUCGUGUUCGACGGCAACGUGCCCGUGGACGGUUCAUUUCGCCGUAUCAAGUGGGGGGCACGAUUUUUGGCAAGUCGACCAUGGCGCGCUAUCCCCUGAUGAAUACGACGCAUCGGAUCAACCCCGAACCCUGGAGAGUAAAACAAGCCCUACGCCGUAUGAAAGGGGGUACGAUUUUUGGUACGUCCACUCGCAUGCGUAUGGGGGAUCCCAUGAAGGUCCUCUCAGCCGCCCAAGAAAAGGCCAUGAUGGACCGCUGGAUCAAGAAACGUAUGAAAGGGGGCACGAUCUUUGGCAAGGGGGAUCUCCGAAAAGUGUUGUGGGCCAAUCAAGCCAAAGCCAGGAAACAGAAGAAGCAGAAAGGGGGCAACGUCUUUAGCAAGUUGAAAAAACGCAUCCAAAUCGAUUUUCCUCACCGCCCCUUUCCCUCCGCGUUUCCCAUCCAUGAUUGGCACAGACUACAAAAGGGUAUAAAAAGAGGACGCCGUUGAACCUCGUGGACAGACCGCAUCAUGUCGCUCAGUCUGUUUGACGUGCCCGAUGUGGAUUAUCGGUAUGAAGCCUCGCGGGAUGUGGAGUUUCAACCCGCCUUGACGGGCAUCCAACCCAUCACCUUCUCCAUUCCAGGCUCUGACGAUUAUUACGAUCUCAAUUCUCUCCGCUUCAAAGUCAAAGUACGCCUGACCGAUCCCGCCGCUGGAUAUACAGGAUUGCAUGCUGGUUUGCUCAUUUCCAAUGCCAACGAAACCAGACACGUCUACUGCGUCAACAAUUUCGGUCACUCCAUCUUUCGAGACAUUACCAUGAGCAUGAAUGGCGUCCUCAUGACGGAACAGAGCAACACCUACCAUUACAGAGCCUACCUAGAAACCCUGCUGAAUUACAACCGAGAAGAAGGAACCACCAAACUAGCCCCCCAAGGAUGGGUCAAUCAGCUCAAUGUGGCAGAAGAAAUAGGAGCCACCGCCGCCAAUUCCGAUGUCCCUGUGGCUGCAGGUUGGAGUGGCAAUGCAGACUUGCGAACCCUGACCAGCAAGUUGCUGAGUGAACAUUGGCACACCUUUAUCGUGCGUCCUCAUUUGCCACCCCUCAAGACAGGCAAAUUGUUGGUUCCCAAUGUUCAGUUGGACUUUGAACUCUUCCUGAACCCCAAAACCAUCUACCUGAUGGGCAGCCCUAACAAAGGCACCUUGAACACCAAGAAAAUUCCAGCCAUCCACAAUGAUGACAUCAAAGUCACUUUGUUGAUGAGAAAAGUGACCCUGAAUGCUAGCGUCUAUGUCAGACUGCAGAAAGAAAGACAGCUGAAAAAACAGAUUGCCAGCUACCCUGUCGUACGAAGCGAAAUUCGCACGUUUUCCUUUGAUGGGCGUACCACCCAGUGGGAACAAGACAACAUAUUUGUGGGACGAUUUCCUGAUCGAGUGAUCGUCGGGUUAUUGCAUUCGGAUGCCUUCAAUGGAGACCUAGAAAGAUACCCUUUUGCCUUUCAAAAGUUUGGUGUCACCCAAGUACGACAGACCUUGAAUGGAGAAGAAUACCCUUACAGAACCCUGCAAUUGACUGGAGACCAAGCCUAUGAAGAUCUGCUGGGCUACGAUCGAUUUCUACAAGCCAUGGGUGUUUACAGUGAAGAUAAGAUUCCCAUGCUGCUGCCUGGUGAUUGGGGACAAGGCAAGAACUGCACGUUGUUCAUGUUCAACAAUGUGCCCAGUGGCAAAGCCGAUAACCCCCAGUAUCGCAACCCCCGUCAAUCGGGUAAUACGCGACUGGUGAUUGAUUUUGCUGCCGCGGUCGGUCAUAACGUCACCAUCUUGGUAUGGAGCGAGUAUGAAAACAUGUACUAUAUCAAUCAUCUGGGAGGUAUAAAAUACAACAUCAACGGAUGAGAUGGCCUCAGACAUCAGAAGACAUCGGUCAUGGAGUUUGUGGCGCUCAGCGAUACUGUGUUGCGGACCCUGGCCUUGGAGGAUCCCGAAUUACGACGCGUGUUUCAUGGGGUGCACCCAGCCGAUCAACUCCCUCGACACCCCGCCAUGAGUGUCCGUCAAGCCUACAUUGUCAACACGGAUCCAGCGGGAGAACCAGGACAGCAUUGGUUGGGUCUGUGGACAGAAAAGAACCAAUGCGAGAUCUUUGACAGUUAUGGUCUACCCCUGCACGUGUACACCAACCCAGAGUUGCACCAAUGGUGGGGUCAAUGGAAGUACCUGACGCGCAGUGACCAGACCCUGCAAGCCCUGGAUAGUCAAACCUGUGGCCAUUAUGCGUUAUUUUUCUUGAAAGCCCGGGCGCAAGGACGGUCGUAUCAAGAAUUUUUAAGUCAAUGGAGUUGCGACAAUUUAGUGUUAAAUGAUCAAAAAGUGGCCGAGCAGUUGAAACGGGUGAUCAAACGAGAAUUACAAGAUGAAGUGGAUGCCCGUCCACCUGAAGGAGGGCAAAAGAAUGUGAGCCGCCAGGCCUUUAUCACUUGUAAUCAUUGUGAGUGUUGAAAUAAAAAACCCCAUAAAACGAAAUGUGUGGUCCACGAGUGGUCAUUGUAGUUCAUCAUGAUUACACGAGCCGAUGUCCAGCGGGUGGUGGAUGCGUUCAUUCUGGAAGAAACCUUGUAUUGGUGGGAACACCCCAUCGAAAAGGUUAAUACGGUGCGUGGCAUCGAUGCCUGGGAUGGGUAUCAUUGGCUCAUGGCCCGACAAUUGGCCCAAGACCAAGAUUGGGUCUCCCUCAAGCAGUACAUGGACAGCAUGAGCGAAACGUAUUUAAGAGAGACGAUGGAAGGACUGAUCCAAUCCGAAUCGCCCCGCUUAUACCGCGAGUAUUGGACGACAUGCCCAGACGACGACGACGACAGCGCACCCGACGACCCCGCUUUCGUCAAAACGGACGAGGCAUCAUGAGCGUGUUGGCCAAAGCCUAUAAAAUCGGUGACCGAUUGGGACGGGACAAACGGUAUAAACGUAUGGGCGCUAAAGGGGCCACCGGUCAUUAUCGACGUCACCCUCGACCGUGGGAAUCAUGAUCCGACAACCCAGCAGUGUGAUCAUCGCAGGCCCGUCGGGCAGUGGCAAGACUGACUUGGUGGAACAAUGGUUACGGUACCUGAACGUGUUUCAAGUCAAACCCCGCAAGAUUGUGUAUGCUUAUGAUCGCUGGCAACCCCGAUUCGAGCGUAUGCAAAAAAAGGAUGGGAUUCAAUUUUAUCGCGGGUUACCGGACCCCCGUCAUUUGACGCAAUGGUUUGGUCGGACGCGAGGCGGGGUGUUGGUCUUGGACGACCUGAUGGAAGAAGGGGGACAAGACAAGCGCGUGUUGGAUUUGUUCACCAAAGAUUCGCAUCAUCGCAACAUUACGGUGCUGUAUUUGACGCAAGAUUUAUUCCCGCCGGGCAAAUUUUCCAAGACCAUCAAUCGCAACGCGCAUUACAUUGUGGCCUUCAAAAACCCCCGGGAUCAAACAGGGAUACGGACGAUUUUAUUACAAGCCUUUCCGGAUCGAUGGCGUCAAGUCUUGCGCCUAUUUAAACGCAUCACGGCCCGCCCCUUUGGCUAUUUGAUGUUGGAUGUACAUCCGGCGUCGGAUGAUCGCUAUCGCCUGUGGAGUCAUUUAACGCCUCGAGAAGGCAAAGCGCAAGUCCACACCUUGCGUGCGGAUGUCCCUGCCGUUCGACAACGAACUGCAACGAGAACUCGCCAGGGUCCGCCGGCAAAGAGAAGGCGGACAACAUACUGAAUUAGCCGCUCGCAUGGACACACACUCGCCCGCGGGGGUGGGUUCCCCCUCGGUUCUCCGGGAUCUCAGCAGCAUGACGGACAUGGUGACCGAAUUGUCUCGACCCGUGGAUCGAGCCCAAUUGGAGCAAGACAUUGACGAUUUCAAUUUGACCUACCCGGUCAAUGUCGACGAUGCCUUGAAUGCCUUCACGCUCCCGCCUGUGGCAGGCACCGGUACAGCACCACUUGCCACUUCUACUCCCAUCACCACCAUGGCACCACCACCGCCACCCACCAUCACCACCACCACGGCUGCCCCCACCCGUCCCACCACAUCCACCCGAACUCGUCCCACCACGACUACUACCACCACCAGUCGACCACGACCCGUCACGUCCACUCGAACACGCCCCGCCACGACCGCCACGACCACCACCGCCCCCUCCCGUCCCUCCACCAGCCGCCGCAGCGUCGGGGCAGGGACCAGGACUACCACCUCCACGGUGACGACCCCCGCCGGACGGCCCACUAUUGCCGCCAAACAACCGCGACGGCGCCCCCGGGUGCCCUCCCCACCGUCCCCUGGUUCGUCCCCUCCGUCUGAUGACGAGGAUGGCGAUGAUGAUGAUGAUGAACGACGGCGAGGAUUAAGGCGACGGUUGGAUUUGCUCAAUGAAGAUGCUCAAGAACGGGCACGAGGUCGACGGAUUCGUAACAUCACGCACACCAAUACGGUGACGACCGUGUAUGAAGAGGGGGGUCGUCCCUCGGUGCGCCGCACGUCCACCCGAACCUCCAGCCCAAGUCCACCCAGACCACCACGCCGAGGACGAGGCCGUGGCCGUGGCCGAGCACGGGGACGGGGUCGAGCCCGUGGACGAGGAGGCAGUUCUUCCUAAAAGGUAUAAAAACCAUGACUUUUCUUCCAUCGUCCCAAAAAAUGCAAUGGGCCCUCGACGCAAACGCCAACGCAGGACGACACGACGGCGACCCGCCAAACGACGACGGCGUGUGAGUCAAGUAGGGGGUGUCGCGGUCAGCAUGCCCCUAGGGAUUCUCAAAGCCGGCUAUGGGAUCACCAAAGCCAUCGGGGAUCAUCAAACCAAGCGGGCCAUCGCCAUUGGCGAAAAACGUCGACGGGAAGUGGCUUCAGGCAAACGGAAAAAAUACGCGGGGGAAUCGUUCAAUUGUUCCAUCAUGUGAAAAAAAAGAGUAUAAAAGGUUAGAGGCGCGUCCUCCAUUGGACAGAUCAUCAUGCACUGUGGUCCACGACGACGACGAAAACGACGCCGAAAACAACGAGGGGGUAUUCUCCCACUUCUCAUCCCCGCGGCGGUCGCUGCCGCUGUCCUCAUGAAGAAAAAGAAGAAAAAAAAGAAAGUGGGCAAGAUCAGUGCAGCGCAAAUGGCAGCCAAUAAAAGACGGGUCCAGCAGAUGUUUAAUCGAAUGCCGGGUUGGGGCGGCUUUGAAACGCUAAAAAGGCUAUAAAAGAAACGCUGGGUGGGACACAAGAUUCUCAUUGAGGAUGGUCCGUGGACCCAACGGUCGCCGACAUCGUUAUGUCCCUCGAAAACGACGCCGACGACGUGGCUUGCAACGCGGCGCAAAGUUACCGCUUUUGGCAAUGGCUCUCUCGCCUUUGUGGCUCAGGAAAUACAAACCCAGAAUCCGAAUUCGACGCCCAGACUAACCGACGACGCUCCAAACGCAAAGCCGUCACGUUUGCGUUGGAUUGGGACGACCAGUAUGAAGCCGCCUUGUGUGCACGGUGUCGAGAUCACAUGCAACGGCAUUAUCAUGGCGAAUUGUGUGGUCGGUGUGGCGCCAUUUUUACCAUAAAUAGACCUUGGUCCUUGCCUGAACUCAAGAUUCAUCAUGGGGUGGCGCAUGGAACGUCAAGCCCCGUUCUUGAAAAGUGUCUUACAAGAAGCCAAUCAACACAAACGACAAGAAUUGUUGCGGAUGGCCAAUGCGGAUCAGAUCAAUGCUGUCAGUGAAUUGGUGAUGAACACGCUCCGUGGCACGGUGCCCCGUUCCCGACAGACCAUUACGUUGCUCAAACCUCACGCUCAGAGUUUACGCGCCAUGGCCAAACCCGCUCAUUCCGUCAAACGACGACGCGCUAUCAUGAUGGCUCAAAAAGGGGGUGCCCUCUGGCCGGAACUCUACCGAUGUUAUAAACGUUGCAUGCGCUAGACCCGACCCCUCAGUUGCACCAUGGAACCCGAGAUGGUGAGCACCACGGUGAACAACGCCCCGGCUUUUUUACAAUUACGAGACCAGUACAAACAAGAAUUGGUGGAAGACACUCGCUUGACCAAAGCCGCCGAUUUAGCCGCCAAACAACAUGUGCUGUUGACCAGUGAUGCCCCCGAUGCUUGGAAACGGCCUCAACUCAAAGCCGUCAGCCGUCAAUUACGCCAUUGGACCAAAAAAGUGCGCCAACCGUUUGGAGCCCCAGCUGGGGGUGUGACUGCCGCAGGGGCUACGACGCCGGGUGAUGAUGAUUUUGAGGCGGGCCCCAUGCAAGCCUGGUUUACGCAAUUGGUCAAGGCCACUCAGGGUAUAAAACAAGGGUCGACGCCUGGUGGACCCAGAAAACCCCCUGUCCCGCCUAAACCAAGGUUCACGCCCAGUGCCAAAAAGAAACUCAAGUUCACGACCCCAUUGAGCAGUGAAGAAUUGGCGCACGAGUUGCCCUUUUCAGAGAAGAUUGGUGUAGAACCGUGGGAUACCCCUAAAGAACGUGUGGACACCAUCAAGAGAAAAGCCCUACGUGAUAUUCGCAAAAAAACCACGGACAGUGCCAAAAAGAAAGCUGCGGGUAUUGCCAAAAAGAAAGCCGCUGGUUGGGCCAAGAAAGCCUUGGAUUGGAAAUCGUGGAAAACCCCCUAAGAUGGGACGGAAACGUCGUGCUCCAUCCCGUUCCCGAGCGAGACGACGACGACGCUCGCAACGGGGCGGCAAGUUAUUUGAUGUACAAAACCUUCUCAACAAGACCGGUAUUGAAUUUCAUUGGCCCGGCUAUCAGUACAUGGGUCCUGGCACCCAUUUAAAGAAACGAUUGGCCCGUGGGGAUCCCGGCAUUAACCGGUUGGAUAGGAUUGCCAAAGCCCAUGACAUUGACUAUGAUAAAGCCAAGACGUUGAAAGACAAAUGGGCCGCGGAUCGUAAGAUGAUUGCCAAGAUUGAUCAACUCCCUGGCAGUAAAAACCUAACAGAGCGUAUUGUGAGACGCAUUAUGAAAGCCAAACUCCGAUUUGGCAUGUAAAAACCCUCUUUCUAGUCAUAAAAAAGACAACAUGUUAAAUGACACCAUGGUUUAAUAAACUUCAUGUUUGUUUUUUCUUACAAAUACAUUUGUAUAUUUUGCAACGCCUCGGCGCGAAGGGUUUGCACUUUGUCCUCUUCAGGGCCGGACUGUGACAAGUCUAAAGGCAACCACGGGAGGGGAAAGGGACGCUCUAAUUCCUCGUCCAACCAGGACCAUUCUCGGCGCCGAAUGGCUUCCACCCGCUGCUGGUAUCGUUGACUUUGCAGGGCUCUCCAUCCCUCUUCACCCAAGAUACGCCUUUUCUCAGCCGCCAUCUCCCUCCGCCGCGUAUUCAAACGCUGUUUGUAAGCCUCGUACGUCCCCUCUUUUUUCAUUCUUUGCAUCCAAUUUUUUUGGCACUGGUUGUUUUUGCGUUUCACUUCAGCCCGUUGCUCCUCUGUCAUGCCAUGAUAGCGCCGCAUCCCCUCCUCGGUCUUUUUGGCCUUGAAGGCCUCAUACUCUCCACUGGCUUUCAUACGAGCCAUCCGCUCGUGGUAGCGUCGACGGUGGAGAGCCUUCACGUCCUCGAUGCCAUUCACGGCCGCGUACAAGCGCUGCCGAUACUGCUUUUGUUGAACCUUGUUUUUCUCAGGGUCCCGUUUUUUUCUGGGGGGCUGGCGCGAUCCUGGCGUAUCCAUGAUCCAGCUCUAAUACACGCGAAGCACACACGUCUGCCAAGGCCCGCAAUUUUCUAAAGGGACUGGGCGUCUGUCUGUUCUGGGCACGACGGUCCCGCUGCUGCUGGAUAAGCCGGUCGCGGUGUCGAUGAUAAUAUUGACGGUUCAAAGCCCGUACUUGGUCUCCGUGCGUGGCUCGGUACCGGUUACAGGCCAACCGGUUCAAUUCUCGGGCUUUGGCCAGCUGUUCUGGGGUCGGGGGCGGUUUGGGCGGCUUGGGUGGUUUGAGCUUUUUCUUGGCCGCCCGCUGCUCUCGUUUCCGUUUCACAAUCUCUUCCCGGUGUUUCAGGUACCACCGGUGUUUAGCCUCUUUCACUUUCUCUGGAUCUCGAUUAGGCAUGUCUCGAUGGCAACUGAUGUCUGGUCUGGACGCUGGCCUAUAUCUAGAGGUCUCUCCGCCAAUCAGCGAUCUCGACCCCAGGCUCAGAGGAGACUUGAGAAAAAUUUGUACCCAUGGGGGGCACCCCCCUCAAUCCUCCUCCUGUGCAAUCAACCCCUCCCCAUCCCUUACUUGACCCUCAUCUGACUCUCACCUGACUCUCACCUGACUCUCACCUGAGCCCUAUCCACCAAUCCCCGUUCGUUUGAUCACGUGUUUUUGGGUCUAUAAAAGCCAGCGUCUGGCGCGGGACAUUCAAAUUGUCUCCUCCGUCAUGGAGGAGGAGGACAGCUGGUAUGAUGUCAGUGACGAGGAGGAUGCUCUGUUAAACCGCGCCUAUGACCGGUGGGAACAGUUGGGAGGGGCCGUUCCCGCCCGAGGCCCUCUCUUUCAAUUCACUAUGCAGCCUAUUGGUCGACGACGCCGCUGGCGCAAUGUGGUGGAACGGGCGCAAUUCAACGCGCAAUUGCGUCAAUUGAGGGAUGCUGGUCCAGGAGAUAAUAUUGGCCUGGCAUUGACGGAAGCCUUACAUCAAGCCAUUGAAACAGAACUCGACCGUGAGCAGCGACCUGCCCAUCAUUUUGUGAACUUUGCCAUUACAGCGCAUGGGUUCACCCACGCGUAUCAAACCGCCAAUUUCACCGUGGGGGAAUUUUUACAACGCACGGCUCGUUUAGAUGAGAUGUUGGCUACCCUGGCGGGAAAAUUAAACAGCAAUGAAGCCUUCAACCCCGAUCGCGGGUUCCAAGUGGAUGUGGUGUUUGUCUCCAUGCCCGGCCCGGGGUCUGGUCGACAUAAACAACGCAAUGUAGGCCGUUUAUGUUUGGAUCGAGUCAACCAGAAAAAGCGAUGCAUUGUCACCAUCCGAAACAGAGAUACCCUAUGCUGUGCUCGUGCUAUUGUCACCAUGCGUGCUCAUUGCCAUAAAGAUCAAGGCGUGGACGGGUUUCGCGACUGGGACAAUCUCAAACGUGGUCGUCCUGUGCAGCAACGUCAAGCCCAGGCCCUCCAUCAGCAAGCGGGAGUCGCUGAGGGUCCCUGUGGAUUACCCGAGCUUCGCCAAUUUCAACAAGCCUUGGGAUCUCACUACCAACUCUUGGUGAUGACCCGGAUGAAACCGUUCUUUUUAAUCUUCAAAGGGCCCACCGCCCCUCAUCAGAUUCGUUUACUCAAAUCCAACGAUCAUUUUGAUGGUUGCACGUCUUUUCCUGCCUUUGUGAAUCGUUCGUAUUAUUGCUUGGACUGUGAACGGGGGUUCAACACCGAUGACCAAACCAAUCACACUUGUCAAGGAAGACGCUGCUCUGCGUGUGAACGUUUUGAUUGUCCGGAUUAUGUGCGUGGCACCCGCCCCACUGAGUAUUGCUGUCUGUGUUACCGCAAGUUUUAUGGCCAUCAGUGCAAACGUUAUCAUGAAAUCAGCAAGCAAUGUCAAUCCAUCAAAUGCUGUCUCAAGUGUCAAGCCCAAUACACAGUCGUUCGCAACCGACGUCACCGGUGUGGGUACGCCAAAUGCUCCGCGUGUCAGGAAUGGGUACCCAUCCAGAACCAUCAAUGUUACAUUCAGCCUGUAAAGGAUGAGCACGAGGAGACUGAACCGACAGAGGAGGGGGGAGGUAGCAUGGUGGCGCCACCCCCUCCCCUGUUUGUUUACGCAGAUUUUGAAGCCAUGCAGAAUGCAGAUGGCGUGUUUGUGGCUAAUUUGUUAUGUUAUUCGUCGAGUGUAGACACCACCAUCCAUGUCUUGGAGGGGGAGGACUGUGCCCUACAAUUUUUGCGCGAUUUGGAUGAUCUCACGGAUGUUCCAGAUUGUGAGGGCGAGCGAACGAUACUCGUGGUGUUUCACAAUCUAAAAGGGUUUGAUGGCAUGUUCAUUCUCCAUGAACUCUACCAGCAACAACGCGAGGUGGUGGAUCAACUGACUGUGGGCGCCAAAGUCCUAUCGUUUAGAAGUGGACCACUCAAAUUCAUCGACUCGUUGUGUUUCUUGCCUAUGCCGCUGGCCUCUUUUUCCAGUACCUUCAAUUUGACCGAAUUAAAGAAGGGGUUCUUUCCCCAUUUGUUCAAUACCCCCGAUCACCAACAGUAUGUGGGCCGCAUCCCCGAUUUGGAAUUUUACGAUCCCGACGGCAUGAUGGCCAAAAAGAAAGAGGAACUGACUCGUUGGCAUGCGGAUCAAGUCCGUCGGAACGUGCCCUUCCAUUUCCAACAAGAAAUGAUUGAGUAUUGCAAAUCCGAUGUGGCUCUAUUGAAAGCUGGGUGUGAAGCCUUUCAACAAGAAUUUGAACAACAGGCGGGCUUCAAUCCUAUGGCCAAGUGCAUUACCAUCGCCAGUGCUUGCAAUUUGUAUUGGCGCAAGCAUCAUUUGACCCCCGACACCAUUGCAGUGGAACCUCUCGGAGGGUGGCGAGGGGCCCAAGUCAACCAUUCCCUCAAAGCCCUCCAAUGGCUCUAUUACCAAGAACAUCUCCUUCCCAAAGAGGGGGCCAGUGCUGAUCGCAUUCGUCACGUUCGUAAUGGCGGCGAACAGUCGGUCCGAACCAGCGUCGACAGUCAUUUCGUCGAUGGCUACGAUCCUGUGACUCGCACCGUCUACGAGUUCCACGGAUGUCUCUAUCAUGGCUGUCCCCGCUGUUAUCCCGCGAGAAACGCCAAACAUUAUGCCACGCCGGAUCGAUCCGUGGAGGAACUCUAUCAAGCCACGCUCUCUAAACGCACGGCCUUGCUCCGAGCAGGCUACACAGUCAUUGAAAUGUGGGAAUGUGAAUGGGACCAAUUAGUGGACACCGAUGAAGCCGUCCAACGUUUUCUGACGUCCUUCGAUUUGGUGGCACCCCUAGAACCCCGUGAAGCCUUCUUUGGGGGUCGAACCGGUGCGGUGGCUCUGCAUGCUGUGGCUGGAGAGGGGGAGGAAAUACGUUAUGUGGAUGUGACCUCUCUGUACCCGUGGGUGAAUAAGAACUGUCCUUACCCCAUUGGGCAUCCGCGGAUCAUCACGCAGCCUACCGACCAGUCCCUGGACUCCUAUUUUGGUGUAGCCACCGUCGAUAUUCUUCCCCCUGCUGGUUUGUUCCAUCCUGUUCUGCCCGUGCGUAGCGGCCACAAGCUCACGUUUCCUCUCUGUCGUGCCUGUGUUCAGACCGAGCAGGCCCAACCCAUGUUGACCCGAACCCGUUAUUGCCCUCAUUCCGAUGUGGAUCGCACGCUACGCGGUACCUGGUGCACACCCGAAUUGGUCAAAGCCGUCGAAAAGGGGUACACGCUGAUCAAGAUUCACGAAGUCUGGCAUUUUCCCCCUGAGCAACGCCGAACGGGUCUUUUUGCUGAUUAUGUGAACACGUGGCUCAAGUUGAAACAAGAAUCCGCGGGGUGGCCCGGCUGGUGUCAGACUCUCGAGCAAAAACGCAACUACAUUCUUCGUUACCAGGAACGGGAAGGCAUCCAACUGGACAUUGCCAGUAUUGCCAAAAAUCCCGGUCGCAAAGCCACGGCCAAGCUCAUGCUGAACAGCUUCUGGGGCAAAUUCGGGGAGCGGAUCAAUAAACCCACCACCGUGACUGUCCAAGACCCCGCCCAAUUGUUCAAUCUCAUCUCGGAUGCUGCCCUCGACCUUAGUACGCUCCGCCUUUGCACGGACGAUAUUUUGGAAGCCGUCUACACCAGUGUCCAAGACAAUGCUGUCAAAGGCACCAAGACCAAUAUUUUUGUGGCCGCUUUCACUACAUGCCAUGCUCGAUUAAAGCUCUACGAGUCCCUGGACACCCUUCAACAGCAAGUCCUUUACUACGAUACAGAUAGUGUCGUGUACAAGUGGCGUCCCGGUCAACCCAGUAUUGCCAUCGGCGAUUUUUUGGGGGACAUGACGGACGAAUUGGACGGUGACGUCAUCACCGAGUUUGUUUCGGGGGGUGCCAAGAAUUAUGGGUACACGACACGACAGGGUAAAGUGGUAUGCAAGGUACGCGGUUUCACGCUCAACGUCCGUGGAUCCGCCAUUCUCAAUUUUCAGACCAUGAAAGACAACAUUCUCUCUGAAUUGAAUUCGCCCCAGGACUCUCGACGCAAUUUGAACCUGACCAACCCUUAUUAUUUCAAACGGGAUUUGGAACAAAAACAAAUUCAAGUGGUUCCGCGCGUGAAGCAGUAUGGGUUGGUGUUCGACAAGCGCGUUAUUGAUGUCGCCACCCGAUCCAGUUAUCCCUAUGGCUACCAGAGGAUUGGGAACGAACUCGAUUUGCUAUUAGAUUUGUAAUGGGCGUGACGUUAUUAGGGCGUCACACACGUCCCACUUGUAUCCAGGGUUUUACGCGGUCAUUAAAACUAUGCUAAGAAUGCAGAUUCAACUAUUUGUGUGCGUGUGUUCUUUAUUCCUAGGGGGUCACGUGGGUUAAAACAAUGGGGUUGUGACGUCAAAAAGUCACCUGACCUAAAUGCGCGAUUCUGAUUGGUCGAGACGAAAUUUGCUGCGCUCUGAUUGGUUAGGACCUAGGGUAGCCAUGUAUACUACUCGUAAUCCACAGAGGCAAAGUGCUGUUCGAGAAUUUAAAGCAAGAGUGAGAGACGAAACCCCUAACAGUCCUUCCCGUUGGCUACCUAGCCCACCUGUGACGGUAUCCCCAGUGAAAAAACAGCGGCGAAGAUAUGCGAGUCCACGCCCUGAGGCUGUGCGCUGGUUACGGUUAUAA